AUGGACACAAUUCGUGGACGCCACGAUGAAAACCUUAAGAUUGUUAAGCGAGCCAUUGCUUACGCGUCCGGCGGCAAGACGGACCAAGUUGAACUGAGGGUCAACCAAACGGUUCCCUCGCUCCCCAGACCUAUGCUGCGGCCGGACUUGCAGGUCUACAACCACACCACACAUACGGUGUUGGUUGUAGACCUUGCAGUGGCAUUUGAUGAGCAGCCCAACGACGACCCGAGAACGUCUCCGCUGGUCCGGACAGCCAAGGCCAAGCGUGACAAGUACGACUGCGUCAAGCGACACCUCGAGCGUCAAGGAUGGACCGCUCAUCUAUCAGCGCUCGUUUACGGAUCGCUUGGUGCGGUCGCCGGUGGAAACCUUGCGGUUUACAUCGAACACCUGGGGCUGCUUAAGCGCGGUGCGAUGCGGCUGGACAAGAAGUUGUCUGCGGCUUGCAUACAGUCUAGCCUCCGCAUUUGGAACCUGCAUUGCAGUCAGCAUCGCGCACGGCAGCACCAGUUGCGGCAUGAUCAAGAUACAAGGGGCAGUCGGGUGACGGGGACGGGGGAUCCCGUCACGUCACGAUCACCGCUAGUCGGACUUCGGGCCCAUAGUAGCCGAAAGAGCCAUACCCAAGUAGGGAACCGCCCUCAAACCCCUCUGGUACGUUAUAGUCUAGCUCUGUGUGGUGCAACCUGUACCUAA
Molecule: messenger RNA, 699 nt
Organism: Peronospora matthiolae
Lineage: Eukaryota; Oomycota; Peronosporomycetes; Peronosporales; Peronosporaceae
Source: the annotation of a GenBank genome assembly